Messenger RNA from Spinacia oleracea (spinach), 615 nucleotides. RefSeq lists its product as uncharacterized. The record is from RefSeq and is a predicted model, not a curated record. The transcript has 2 exons. NCBI's taxonomy places the organism in Eukaryota, Viridiplantae, Streptophyta, Magnoliopsida, Caryophyllales, Amaranthaceae. Bases 100 to 615 code for a protein of 171 amino acids.
UAAAGCCAUAAUUGAUGAUGCUACACUUCUGAAUCUUCUUCAAGUCAAGAGAUUCUUCUCUUUCUUACGCGCAGUGGUCCAAAAGGAGAUCUUGGAAAGAUGAAAACGACAGGAAGUGGUCCAAAGGAUAAGGGAAAGGGGAUAAUGCCAACGAACCGACAAGGUGGAUCCCAAAUCAGGAAUGAGCAGUUGGGUUACAUUGAUCUUGCAAUAUGGAUGGGGGGAAAGUUUGUUUUCAAUAAGGGGGAAACUGAUUAUGUUGGUGGGAAGUUGUAUACUAGAUUGACAGUGUGGUUGCAUGAGUUAACUGUUUUUAGUUUGAGGGAGCUUGUAAUGAAAGGGAUGAGUGGAACUAUAGGGAGGAUUAUUGAGAAUUUCAGUGUAUGGUUUAGGCUACAUGGGAUGAAUUUGACUAAGGGUAGGAAGAUUAUACACACUCAUGAAGAUAUAGGGAGGUUAUUGGAGACAAAAGAUGGGUCUAACAGGGUGAUUUUGUACAUUAUUGAGGAAUCCAAACCAGCUUUUAUUUACCCAUCUGUUACCUACCAAACUGCCAACUUUAAACCACCAAGACCACUGAAACAAGCUACACAAAGCAAUCCUUCUGGGCCAUAA